AUGAUUUCCCCUUUAAAUCUUCAUUUAUGCCAGGAAGAUUCUCCAAAAUUCCGUAAAGAAUUGAUUGAUUGUGAAAAUUCAGUUUUUGGCUUAGAAAAUAGUAUAAAAAAUCUUGUCAAAUUAGCAAAAUCUAGUGUAGACCUUGCUUCAGAUUAUACUAUUAAGCAACUUCAAUUUGCUGAAGAACUUGGAAGUUUUGCAAAACAACAACCUGAAUCAACAAUAAAAUCUAUUCUUAUAAAAUAUGCAACAUCUUUGCAAGAAGUUGAAAGAAGUCGUAGAAUUCUUAAUUCACAUAUAAAUGAAAUGUUUAUAGAACCACUAGAAGCUUUUGCAAAAAAUGAAAUAUUACCAUUAAAGGAAGUAAAAAAAGUAUUUGAAAAGGCUAGUAAUGAAGCUGACACUGCUAUUGCUAAAUACAUGAACAAAAAACCUAAAGAUUCAACAAUCUCUGAGGCUUCAUUUGAAGUUUCUGAAACAAGAAGGGAAUUUCAUUUUCGAUAUCUUGACUAUGUUUCAAGAUUAAAUGAAUUAGAAGCAAAGAAAAAGUUUGAAUUCAUGGAAUAUAUCUUAGCAUUAAUGUUUACUGAGUCAUCUUUUUACCAUCAAAGCUAUGAAACAAUGAAAGAUCUUGAACCUCACAUGAAAGAUGUGACAAGAUUACUUCAUGAGUUGGCAAAAGAAACUUAUAAUCCAUUAAGUUCUAAAAAGAAACCCAUGGGAAAAUUGCAAAAAACUACUUUAAAUAAAUCAUCAUCAUCUUUAAAUAAAUCUGGAUAUUUAUUUAUGAAGGGAAACCAGAGAGUUAUACAAUCAUGGUCUCGUAAAUAUUUUGUUAUUUCUGGUGAAUAUUUAUAUCAUUCUAGUAGAAAUGGAAAAGUUUCAAAAGAAGAAGAGGAACCAUCUUCAAUAAAUCUCAGAGUCUGUCAUAUAAAACCUGUUCAAAAUAUUGAUAGAAGAUUUUGUUUUGAGAUAAUAUCACCAAUGAAAACUUAUGUUUUACAAGCUGAAAAUCUAGAAGAUAUGGAGGAUUGGAUGUAUUGUUUACAAACAGCAGCUAAGGAAGCAUUAUAUUCUGAUAGAAUUCCAAAAUCAACAUAUGGAGAUGAGUUAUUUAAUUAUGAUAUGAUUGGUGAUUUCAACAUAAAAAGUAAGCAUAUCAAAGAGGAAGAAGAAGAGGAAUUACAAAGAAUACAUAAUUCAAUUAAUAAAAUCAAAGGGUUUCCUGGUAAUUCAAUAUGUGCUGAUUGUAAAAUUAAAGAUCCACAAUGGGCCAGUACGAACUUUGGCAUUUUAUUAUGUAUUGAAUGUUCAGGAAUUCAUCGUAGUUUAGGUGUUCAUGUAAGUAAAGUUAGAUCAUUAAUGUUAGAUAAAUGGGAGCCAGAAUCAAUAGAAGUGAUGUUAAGAUUAGGAAAUUCUAAAACAAAUGAAAUAUUUGAGGCAAAACUUAAUGAUGAUUGUUAUAAAAAUGCAAAUUCUUCUUCAUGGGAACGGGCUGAGAGAGAGAAAUUUAUCCUUGAAAAAUAUGUUAAAAAAAUUUUUAUAGUAAAAAAGGAUGAUGACUCUUUGGAUAUUAAUUUGGAAUUUUGGAUUGCUAUGAAUAAAACAAAUCUUCAUGAGGCUUUGAGGUAUUUGUCACUUGGAGCAAACAUUGAUUGGAAAAAUGAAGAGGAAAAUUCCACAACAGCUUUACAUCAAGCAAUUUUAAGAAAUGAUGAUGUUGCGGUGGAAUUCUUACUUUUAUGGUUAUGUGAUAUAAAUUCUGUGCCUGUUGAUAUAGCAGCAGAGUUACAAAAUGUUGAAGCAGUUACAGCAUUAAGAUUAUAUCAGUUUGAAACUGAAUUGACCAGAUCAGAAUAUUCAAGCUUUGGUGUUGAUGAAGCAUUAACAACAACAAAUAGUCUACCCACUACACCCCCAUCUUUAAAACCUUUAAUAGAUAUAAGUGAAUUGAAUAAAGAUAUUAAUAAAAGUAGAAAUAGUGUUGAUGUGAUAAAUGAUCCAUCUGAUUUGGCAGAUUUGGUUGCAUCAAAACUUGUCACAACUGUAUCAAAUUUCCAAGAUGAUAGUAGCAAUAAUGAUGAAUGA
Entrophospora candida is the source of this 2088-nucleotide messenger RNA. NCBI's taxonomy places the organism in Eukaryota, Fungi, Glomeromycota, Glomeromycetes, Entrophosporales, Entrophosporaceae. The record is from the annotation of a GenBank genome assembly.